Messenger RNA from Leptosia nina, 1638 nucleotides. Lineage: Eukaryota; Metazoa; Arthropoda; Insecta; Lepidoptera; Pieridae. The record is from the annotation of a GenBank genome assembly.
AUGCUGAAGUUCGGAGGCUUAGUAGCUUGGAGGUUAGGAUCCCGUUCCACUAUAAGGAAUUAUGCUGGACCCGGCGCAACCGUGUUUAAAUCCGACAAAUCGGAACACCCCAAAGAUUUAUCAGGCAAGGAUGACUUUGACACUUCAGAUGGUAACUCUAGAACAGGUCUUGUAGCAGCUGCAUUUGCAACCCUUAAUGCACCAGAAAGUGAAAUAAGUAAGCCCAGUUCCAAAUCACUUAAAAUGACAAAGACACAAAUACUUGAUAAUCAAAUACUAAAAGCUGUUGAUGUUAACAGUCUUCUAUCUGUCGCUGAAAACCCUGUGGUGUCUAGGAGGCAUGCCUUAAAGAUGGUAUCCAUCCUCUCAGAAUGGUCUAGUUCAAAUAAAGUGAAGUUGUCAGAUUUUGAGAAAGAUUCAAGAUUUUUAAAGCUCUGUCGGAUUUUGGCUAGGACACAAAGCAGUGACUCUUUAUCUAGCUUGACUAUGGCUGAAGAUUUGAGCACUGUUUUAGGUAUAACUGGGGAUGAUGAAGCAGCUAGACUUAUUGGUAAUCUAUCAUUGCCACAAAUGAUUAAGGUGAUGAAAGCGUUACAUCAAAAGGGUCGCCGAAGUAUACCAUUACUGCGAGCUCUAUCCUACAAUAUAACAAAGCAACCAGAUAGCUUAGAUUUGAAGAAGUCAGCUGAUCUGCUGUUCUCAAUGUCUGCGUUAAGCUUCCCUGAUCCUGUUUUAUUGAAUAGGAUUUGCAAUGACGUCAUAACUAACUUGCCGUCAAAUGCAGACAAGCCAGCGGUCGUAACUUCCAUAGUAGUCUCCCUUGGCCUUCUGAAGUAUAGACACGAAGGAGCACUCUCAGCUAUUGUGGAGUGGAUACAGACAAACAAGGAUGUCUGUAGGCCGAGCGAUGUUGCAUCAGCGGUGGUCACACUUGCAACAUUGAAUUAUAUACCACCUAAUUCAGAUGAAUUUUUUGAGUCAGCAAUGCUCCUGAAAGAGGAAGAAAUGACGAAAGCUCUGUCGUGGUUGGACCUUGUCUUCUCAUUCCUAAUCCUGGAGAAGGCGGAACUUCAUCACCUUUCCUCCACACUGAAGCCUGAGUUCAUUGACAAGCUACUGUCAGUUGGAGAAAUAUCCAUUCCAUCGCGUCGCAAAUUGAUGGCCAUAGACGCGUACGUAGGUCUAAAGUACCCGUCUUCGCCCCGCCUCCCCGAAGACAUAUCGGUGGGCGUGGCCCUGCUGUACACGAAAGAGAAGGCGCUAUACGUCACCAGUGUGAUGGACACGUUCAAGAGUCUCGUCUCGGCGGAGACGUUUCUUCAACGGGAAUGUAAUUCGGGGAUGGGAUUUUUAUAUGAUGCUGAAUUUGCAGUUGAUGCAAAAUGUCAUCCAGUUCCUUUACAAAAAGCCGUGAACAACAAGAAUGUACACCGGAUAGCAGUUCUAGCAUUGGACUACCACGACAUGACGCGAAAGGUUCCCGAGGAACUGGGCGUCAUUCGACUGUACACAAGACUAUUGGAACUUAGGGGUUUAAAAGUACUAAAGGUGCCCUACACAGAAUACAACCCGAAGGACAAAUUAGUGACUCGUGUUCAAUAUAUAGAGAAACGAAUGAAAGAACUCAUCGCUUCAUAG